Sphenostylis stenocarpa is the source of this 525-nucleotide messenger RNA. The record is from the annotation of a GenBank genome assembly. Lineage: Eukaryota; Viridiplantae; Streptophyta; Magnoliopsida; Fabales; Fabaceae.
AUGCCUAGAUCAGUGGAUCCUCUUGUUAUUGGACGUGUAGUUGGAGAUGUCUUGGAGCCAUUUACAACUUCUGUGUCUCUGAGGAUAGUCUAUAACAACAGCUUUGAAGUUAUCAAUUGUUGUGAGCUCAAACCCUCACAAAUCCUGAACCAACCAAGAGUUGAGAUUGGUGGAGAUGACCUCAGAAACCUUUACACCCUCGUGAUGGUGGAUCCUGAUGCACCUAGUCCAGGAAACCCAAAUCAGAGGGAAUAUUUGCACUGGUUAGUAGCCAAUAUUCCAGGAACUACAGGAACAAACUUCGGUGAAGAGGUUGUGGGGUAUGAAGGUCCACGUCCCAUGAUGGGGAUUCAUCGCAUUGUUUUCAUACUGUUUCGACAAUCGCAAAGACAAACAAUAUAUGCACCAGGAUGGCGUCAAAAUUUCAACACCAGAGAUUUCAGUGAGCUUUAUAAUCUUGGAUUACCAGUUGCAGCAACCUACUUCAACUGCAAACGACAACUUGAUUCUGCUCGAAGGAGAUAA